ACUCUGCUGCCGCGGCUGCCGCGGCUGCCGCUGUUGCCGCUGCUGUCGCUAGUGCCGCUGCCGCCGCCGCGCGCCGUUCAGUGCCCGCCGGAGGUGCUGCUCGCCGGAGCGCUGCGACCGCCGUCGGCUUCCCGGACCCCCGCUGGAACGCACCGCCUUGCCCUUGCCCUGCCCCGCCCGGAUCAUGCGGGGAGGGCCCGGAGGUGGAGCGGACGAAGGACCGGCCUGCGGCCACCGCGUUUAAGGGACUGGUGCUGGGGGCGGGGGGAGCGACCCCGUGUGUGAGUUGCUGCCCCCUUUCCCGCUGCCAUGUGCCGCCGCCUCUCCGGAUCUCAGCCUGUCGCCAAACUUUGCCGGUGCCGAGCGCGGCGCUGAGUCGCAUUUCUGAACCGGGUGUCCCAGGCACGGAAAGGACUCUCGGGCUGGCCGCGGACUCCGCCGUCUUCGGGACCCGCGGAGAGUACUUCCCCCGGAAUCCGAGCUCCGGCCGGCCCUCCCCUCCCCUGCCCUGCUUUGCCCGGAGCCGAGCGCGGCCGGAACAGCUUUGGAAAAACAGUGCGUCUCGGGACGGGAUUCUUCGGAGAGAAAAAGAAACCAACAGGUUGCCGGCCCCGGCGCCACCCGGAGUCGGUCCGCGGAAGGGAAAGCGCCCGAGCCCCGGGUUUUCUCCUGCCUGCGCUGGCCCCGCUCAGGCUGCGGGCGGCGAGGGGAGGGAGGGGGCGAUGGCUCGGCCUGACCGGUCCGCGUCGCCCUCGCUCCUGCUGCUGCUCGUGGCGCAGCUGGCCGGCCGGGCGGCGGCCGCCUCCAAGACCCCCGUGUGCCAGGAAAUCACGGUGCCCAUGUGCCGAGGCAUCGGCUACAACCUGACGCACAUGCCCAACCAGUUCAACCACGACACCCAGGACGAGGCGGGCCUGGAGGUGCACCAGUUCUGGCCGCUGGUGGAGAUCCACUGCUCGCCGGACCUGCGCUUCUUCCUGUGCUCCAUGUACACGCCCAUCUGCCUGCCGGACUAUCACAAGCCGCUGCCGCCCUGCCGCUCGGUGUGCGAGCGCGCCAAGGCCGGCUGCUCGCCGCUCAUGCGCCAGUACGGCUUCGCCUGGCCCGAGCGCAUGAGCUGCGACCGCCUCCCCGUGCUGGGCCGCGACUCCGAAGUCCUGUGCAUGGAUUACAACCACAGCGAGGCCACCACGGCCCCGCCCCGGGCCUUCCCGGCCAAGCCCACCCUCCCCAGCCUGCCUCGGGGGCCGGCCUCGGGGAGCCAGUGCGCCUCCGGGGGGCCGUCCGUGUGCGAGUGCCGCGAGCCCUUCGUUCCCAUCCUCAAGGAGUCGCACCCGCUCUACAACAAGGUGCGCACCGGCCAGGUGCCCAACUGCGCCGUGCCCUGCUACCAGCCGUCCUUCAGCCUCACCGAGCGCACGUUCGCCACCGUCUGGAUUGGCGUGUGGUCGGUGCUGUGUUUCAUCUCCACCUCCACCACCGUGGCCACCUUCCUGAUAGACAUGGAGCGCUUUCGCUACCCCGAGCGCCCCAUCAUUUUCCUGUCGGCCUGCUACUUGUGCGUGUCGCUGGGCUUCCUGGUGCGCCUGGUCGUGGGCCAUGCUAGCGUGGCCUGCAGCCGCGAGCACAGCCACAUUCACUACGAGACGACAGGCCCCGCGCUGUGCACCGUGGUCUUCUUGCUGGUCUACUUCUUCGGCAUGGCCAGCUCCAUCUGGUGGGUCAUCCUGUCGCUCACCUGGUUCUUGGCAGCUGGCAUGAAGUGGGGCAACGAGGCCAUCGCGGGCUACGCGCAGUACUUCCACCUGGCCGCGUGGCUCAUCCCGAGCGUCAAGUCCAUCACGGCGCUGGCCCUGAGCUCCGUGGACGGGGACCCCGUGGCGGGCAUCUGCUACGUGGGCAACCAGAACCUGAACUCGCUGCGGGGCUUCGUCCUGGGCCCCCUGGUGCUCUACCUCCUGGUGGGCACGCUCUUCCUCCUUGCUGGCUUCGUGUCGCUGUUCCGCAUCCGGAGCGUCAUCAAGCAGGGCGGUACCAAGACGGACAAGCUGGAGAAGCUGAUGAUCCGCAUCGGCAUCUUCACGCUGCUCUACACGGUGCCCGCCAGCAUCGUGGUGGCCUGCUACCUGUACGAGCAGCACUACCGGGAGAGCUGGGAGGCGGCGCUCACCUGCGCCUGCCCGGGCCCCGACGCGGGCCAGCCGCGCGCCAAGCCCGAGUACUGGGUGCUCAUGCUCAAGUACUUCAUGUGCCUCGUGGUGGGCAUCACGUCGGGCGUGUGGAUUUGGUCGGGCAAGACGGUGGAGUCGUGGCGGCGCUUCACCAGCCGCUGCUGCUGCCGCCGCCCACGCCGCGGCCACAAGAGCGGCGGCGCCACGGCCGCGGGGGACUACGCCGAGGUGAGCGCGGCGCUCACCGGCAGGACCGGGCCGCCGGGCCCCGCCGCCGCCGCUGCCGCCGCCGCCGCGGCCGCCGCCUACCACAAGCAGGUGUCCCUGUCGCACGUGUAGCAGCGGGGAGCCCGGCGGGAGCGCGGGAGGGGCGGCCGGGCGCCCGGCCUCGCCAAGGUCACUUCCGUUUACAGCUUCUUGGUGCUCAUGCCCCCUCCUGGGGCACCUUGGAGAGAGGAA
This is a messenger RNA of Sorex fumeus (smoky shrew), 2630 nucleotides long. It is a transcript of the gene FZD5, whose product is annotated as frizzled class receptor 5. The coding region runs from base 723 to 2510 and encodes 595 amino acids. The record is from RefSeq and is a predicted model, not a curated record. The transcript has 3 exons. Gene Ontology annotation, cellular component: plasma membrane. NCBI's taxonomy places the organism in Eukaryota, Metazoa, Chordata, Mammalia, Eulipotyphla, Soricidae. Gene Ontology annotation, biological process: canonical Wnt signaling pathway; non-canonical Wnt signaling pathway. Gene Ontology annotation, molecular function: Wnt receptor activity; Wnt-protein binding.